AUGGAUCAUCAGGUCAAGCUACUAAUGAUCUUGUUUGCCUGCUUGUUAGCUUCCAUUAGCAUCAAAGGUCAAGCGGAGGGGUGCUCGCUGGACAACAUCGCGGUGAGCCAGUCGGCGACGGGAGGGUGGGCCCACGGGCAGCCGGAGUACGCCGUGACGGUGAGCAACACGUGCGGGUGCCCGCAGUCGGACGUCCGGGUGGCGUGCGACGGCUUCAACACCACCCUGGCCGUCGAUCCCUCCAAGCUCCGGCCAGCCGGCGGCGACCUCUGCCUCGUCAAUGGCGGCACGCCGGUGGUGCAGGGCCAUGACGUCACCUUCAGCUACGCGUGGAGCCCGCAGUUCAAGUUCACUCCGGUCUCCUCAACCCUCAACUGCUAA
This is a messenger RNA of Oryza brachyantha (malo sina), 381 nucleotides long. RefSeq names its product TPD1 protein homolog 1-like. Gene Ontology annotation, biological process: cell fate determination. Bases 1 to 381 code for a protein of 126 amino acids. Lineage: Eukaryota; Viridiplantae; Streptophyta; Magnoliopsida; Poales; Poaceae. The transcript has 2 exons. The record is from RefSeq and is a predicted model, not a curated record.